This is a messenger RNA of Hypanus sabinus (Atlantic stingray), 3719 nucleotides long. It is a transcript of the gene cog4, whose product is annotated as component of oligomeric golgi complex 4. Lineage: Eukaryota; Metazoa; Chordata; Chondrichthyes; Myliobatiformes; Dasyatidae. The coding region runs from base 16 to 2331 and encodes 771 amino acids. The record is from RefSeq and is a predicted model, not a curated record. The transcript has 19 exons.
CGAGCGACGGAGAAGAUGGCAGCUGGCUCCACGUCGCCUGCAGGCCGCAGCUCCAGCCUGUCCAUGGAGUUUCUGGAGGGACUGACGGAAAUCGCGGAGCUGCAGGAAGCCUACAGCAAGCUGUGCAGCGAGGAGAAGGAGGUCGAAGCAGAACUCGAGGCUCUUGUUGGACAGCAGAGCAGCCUGGAGGGUAAAAUGACCGCUCUGCAUCGGAUGGGUCCAAAUUUGCAGCUGAUUGAGGAUGAUGCCAAACAACUUGCAGGGAUGAUCACGUUUACUUGCAACCUGGCUGAAAAUGUAAGCGGCAAAGUUCGGCAGCUUGACCUAGCCAAGAAUCGGAUUUACCAAGCUAUUCAACGCGCAGAUGACAUCUUGGAUCUUAAGUUCUGCACUGAUGGAGUGCAGACAGCCCUGCGCAAUGAGGACUACGAGCAGGCAGCUGCACAUAUCCAUCGCUACCUGUCACUCGACAAGUCUGUAAUUGAACUCAGCCGGCAGGGGAAGGAGGCUAAUGUCAUUGAUGCAAGCCUUAACCUUUUGCAAGAGGCAGACCAGCGGCUCAGGGUGAUUGUUGCUGAGAAAUUUGAUGUAGCCAUCAUGGAAGGUGACCUGCCACAGGUGGAGCGUUUCUUCAAGAUCUUCCCAUUACUGGGAUUGCAUGAAGAAGGACUGAGCAAGUUCUCAGAGUACCUUUGUAAACAGAUAGCAAAAAAAGCUGAAGAAAACCUUCAGUUGGCACUGAGCAUUGAGAUGAGUGAUCGUAGGGCAGCAGUUACCUAUGCUGAUACUCUCACACUGCUCUUUGAAGGGAUCGCUCGAAUAGUGGAGACUCAUCAGCCUAUCGUUGAGACGUACUAUGGGCCUGGCAGGCUUUACACACUUAUAAAGUACCUGCAGGUAGAGUGUGACCGACAGGCUGAAAAGGUGGUGGACAAGUUUAAUCAGCAGAGGGAUUACCACAGAAAGUUCCAACGUGUGCAGAGCAGCAUGAGAAGUUUAACAAUGGACAAAAUAGAACCCAGGGAGCUGGACACUAUUUUAGCAGAGGUUACGUUAAUGAAUGCUCGCGCAGAACUAUACUUGCGCUUCAUGAAAAGAAGGAUCACUGCUGACUUUGAGGUUUGUGAUGCAGUAGCCUCAGAGGAAGUCAAGCAAGAGCAUCAGAAGGCACUGGAUAAACUCUGUAACCUAUGCUUGCUGAGUCGGAAUAUGCAGGAACUGAUUGGAUAUUACAUCACCAUGGAGGAAUACUUCAUGAGAGAGAUGGUCAACAAGGCUGUUGCAAUGGAUGUCUGUGAGAGGGGCCAGUUGACAUCCAGCAUGGUGGAUGAUGUUUUCUUCAUUGUGAAGAAGUGCAUUGGUCGUGCUCUGGCAAGCUCCAAUAUCGACUGUCUGUGUGCAAUGAUCAACCAUGCCACCACUGUACUGGAGUCAGAUUUCAGGGAAGUACUUUAUAACAAGCUGCGUAUGGGUUUCCCAGCUACAACCCUUCAGGACAUACAGCGUGGUGUGACCAGUGCAGUGAACAUCAUGCAUUCCAGCCUGCAGCAGGGCAAAUUUGACACUAAGGGCAUUGAAAGUACAGAUGAAGCCAAGCAAUCUUUUCUGGUGACUCUGAACAAUGUGGAGCUGUGCAGUGAAAAUCUUCUGACCCUGAAAAAGAACCUAGAGAGUGACUGUACAAAACUGUUGAGCCAAGGACUGGGAGCAGAACUUGCACAAGCAAAGAUUGACAGCUGCCUAUCAGACCUGGCUGCAGUAUCCAACAAAUUUAAGGACCUCCUGCAGGAAGGCUUAGCAGAGCUCAAUACCACAGCUAUCAAACCACAGCUAAAGCCUUGGAUAACUGGGUUCCUCUCCAUCUCCCAUAACAUUGAGGAGGAGGAGUUUAAUGAUUAUGAAGCCAAUGAUCCUUGGGUCCAACAAUUCAUUCUCAACCUGGAGCAAUUAAUGGCAGAAUUCAAGGUUGGAUUGUCGCAAGUGAUCUACGAUCACCUCACCAGUCUGAUGACCAGCUUGAUUGCAGUUGAACUGGAGAAGGUGGUUCUCAAGUCCGUGUUCAGUCGGCUUGGUGGGCUGCAGUUUGACAAGGAACUCCGUUCGCUAGUGGCGUACCUGACAUCGGUAAUCACUUGGACCAUCCGCGAUAAGUUUGCUCGUCUCUCUCAGAUGGCAACGAUACUGAAUUUGGAAAGGGUCACUGAGAUCUUGGAUUACUGGGGCCAAAACUCUGGGCCAUUAACCUGGCGUCUCACCCCUGCUGAGGUGCGCCAGGUACUUGCUCUCCGGAAUGACUUCCGUAGCGAGGACAUCAAGAGGCUCCGCUUGUAGUGUCAGCAGCUGGAAAGACUUCACAGGGUUGGUUGUUGCAUAUCCUCUUGGAGCAAGAUGCAGACCUUCUUAUCUCCAGACAGUGAGACCUGAGCUUAUCGACAGUCUGGUAUGCACUGAAAAUUUCUCCCACACUUUCCUUCCCUUAAUAGGGAAUUCCUUGAGCAUUAUUUCAACAGUGUCCUUGAAUGUGGCUCAAGAUGAGCUCUACGGCCAUGCAGUUGGAGUUAAAGGGAGUUACUCCAUGAUACUUGCAGUCUGCUCUUGAGGCUUUGCUUUAGUUUGCAGCUGAUAGAGUUGGUUUGCUUCCAGAGUAUGAUUCCUAGGCUUUUCAGAGCAGUCUGUUACUGUGCUCAUUCCAGACCAGAAGGAGAGCGAUUCCACCCUGUGACGUGCUGUGCUGUCUAGUCUUUCUGGAUUAACAAAGUAUUGCAUCUAAAUUCAACACGUGACCAUCGAACUUCUACAUGCUGUUCAGUGAAUCCUGUUAGAAAAUGUGGGCGUGGAUUAAACGUCUGUAGGUAUGACUGGUCCGGUGGUGUUGGGAGAAGCUGCUGGUACUCACUAUGGGGAAUGAUAUAUCUGGUGAAGUGCUGGAGAUCGGAAUCCAACUUAGAACAAGUACAUCUCUGGACUGGGAUGUGAGCCCACAACCUCAGGAAUCAGAGUGGUACUUAGUCAGGAUUAACUCACCCAGUCCAAUUUAUACUAAUUGUCAUAUGCUGUUAUCUGCAGAUUUCACUGACAUCGUCAGAACCAUAUUUGAAUGCCAGACACAGGUGAAGUAUUCACUUGGCUUACUUAACGAGAGGUAAACAAUUUCAUUAUUUAAUAUCACGUGUUGAACAUUAUCACAGUGAUCAACAUCAAGCAGGUGCAUGGUAUGUGGGCACACUAUUAAAUAUAAAUUGUGUCAGAAUUAACUGGAAACUGACUGCAAAGAUUUGGGUUUGGAAAAUAAUCACAGAGGAAUCAUGUUAAUAUUUCAGUUUGACAUUGGCUCAGUGCUUGUCACCAUAUCUCCAGUAAUGUAUGUUGUUAUGCCCAACUGCUACAGCAACCAUGCAUUGUAAAGUGCACAAGUGAAUAUGGACAUUAAAAUCACUUUCUGGAAAUGCAUCAUUCUACCACAAGCUUUGCAGAAAUGGUAUCUCAGUGGUUAGCUGUUCAAAGAAGUGCUUCAAGCAAAGAAUAAAACAAAAUAUUGCAGUUGAUCGAGACCUGAAGUAAAAACAGAAAUAGUCAGAGAAAUUCAAGGCAUUGGCUUAAAGCACAAAUGCUUCCUCUACAAACUGACUUUGCAUGUUCCACAUUUUGUUUUCAGUAUGUUGUGAUGUGUUACUCAGUGUCAAAUUUCCUGCCACCGGAAAUAAACUAUUAUUUGUGUA